Messenger RNA from Amoebophrya sp. A25, 1085 nucleotides. The record is from the annotation of a GenBank genome assembly. Lineage: Eukaryota; Dinophyceae; Syndiniales; Amoebophryaceae.
CUCGGAGGCGGACUCGGCGCAGGAGCACGAGCUCCCCUACCGUUGAACAAGAUUAUGACAACGUGGUCUAAUACUUUGUCAUCGUCUUCUGGGGUUCCGCCUGUAAUUAUAGUAGAAGAUACAACUAAUAGUUGUAAUACAACACGAACACCCACCUCCCCGAAGGAGGAUCAAACCAAGUCAUCUGGCGUUGCCCAAAGUCUUGAACGUCUUCGCGCUGACGUUCGCGAUAGUGUACCAGCUUCAGAGCACUUUUACAUAGCAUCUACUCGUCGUGGAGAUCAUGGCAAUGUUCUGAAUAGAGCUCACCUUGCAGGAGCAGCUCCAGAGGGUGAGUUUGCCUUUGAGGGCCUUCAGGGUGCUAGUGGAGAGGAGCCACAUCUUCAAGGGACACAACCUCGUCAACGACCCUCAUCAACAAGUUCUUUUAAGAGCCGAACUUCUGCUACCAAAACCAAAUCAUCCUAUGAAGACUUGAAGCGACUCAGCAUUCUGCAGCAAGGCCACAAUGUAUUGGAAGGAGGUGCCGCGCAUAGAAGAACGACUGCUUUUGAAAAUGUGAAGAAUGAACUCAUUUCAAGGCAUAAAAGUCGUAACUACAGUACAUCAACUAGGGAACAAACGACAGCUACGGACCACGACCAGGAGAACAAUAUGGCAUCUCCUACGACGCCUCCACGUGAAAUAAAUCUAGAUCAUGGAGGACGAGAGAGAGGAGUAGAAGAAUAUGAAGAACAAGAUGCAGUAGUUGUGCAUGAUAUGCAUGAUACACGGCACCAGCAACAAUUACAACAACUAGCACAAGAGCAAGACACGAAAAUCAAAAAUGGUAGAGACCAUGACCACGAGUUGGUUCCUGUAGUACGCGUUGUUGUACCUGCUAAGAGCUCUCCUUCUGGAUGUGGUCCACGUCAAAAUGGUGGCAAACCCGAACAAGAAGAGAUCCUGAUCGGCGGUUCGCUACCUAGUGCACGACGUAGGAUAGAGGAAGCCAGGCGCAGCGCAAUGCAAGCAGUUGAUGCCGCAAAGAGGAGUUUUCGCGAAUCGGUGGCAUUACAUUCAGCACCGACGCCGGUGACGCCCAC